This is a messenger RNA of Boleophthalmus pectinirostris (great blue-spotted mudskipper), 780 nucleotides long. Its product is annotated as death-associated protein-like 1-A. Bases 92 to 430 code for a protein of 112 amino acids. Gene Ontology annotation, biological process: negative regulation of autophagy; cellular response to amino acid starvation; apoptotic signaling pathway. The transcript has 4 exons. The record is from RefSeq and is a predicted model, not a curated record. Gene Ontology annotation, molecular function: death domain binding. NCBI's taxonomy places the organism in Eukaryota, Metazoa, Chordata, Actinopteri, Gobiiformes, Gobiidae.
CAACGGAGUGGGCGUAGAGCGGCGAGGUUUGGUGUUUGUGUUGUACUCUUCAUCGCUUUACUACUUUACUACUUGCAAGGAAAAAAAAAAAAUGGUUCAGCCAGUGUCUAAACCCGCGGGGAAAACAGCCACCGUGCUCAAAGCGGGCCAUCCUCCCGCAGUGAAGGCUGGGGGUAAACGAGUGGCCAAGAAAAGCAUAGAGGACAGUAGCACCCCGGAAAAGGAUGCAAAGAGGACUGAAAAAAUAAAGCCUGUCCCAGCUCCCAACAGAAUAAACCAAGUCAAUCUCCUUCUCUCCGGGACUCUCGACAAGCUCAGCCACGACUUCCCAGAAACCCCCGUGAGCGUCAGACACAGCAGGGUCCGACCCGCCGUGGAAAAGCCCCACUGCCCCAAAACAUACUUCAUUCAGCAGCCCAGGAAGUUUUAAAGCGCUCCCCGUUUUCAUAGGCAGACCUGUUAACCCAUAUGUGAGAGACUAGAGGAAGUCUCAGCGCCAAAGGGGGCUGGAGAGAGCUUUCAUGUUGUUUGUAUUUGCUUUGUUAGACAGCAGUGAGGCAGUGCUUGUUUACACUAUACUCUGAGUAUUUGAAGUAUCUCUGUUAUUAUGAGAUGAGACGAGACAUUCCUGUAGAUAUAUUGCAAAAAAAAGUUGAUGCGGGGGGAAAAAAUUUUGUGGUAUGUGUUUGGGAAGGGGUUGGUAAAAUGGAGUUUUGGAUGUUUUCACAAAAAUUAAUCCAGCUUGUUGCUUGGCACUUAUAAUAAAAGAAUUGCAUUGUA